Molecule: messenger RNA, 4255 nt
Organism: Vitis riparia (riverbank grape)
Lineage: Eukaryota; Viridiplantae; Streptophyta; Magnoliopsida; Vitales; Vitaceae
Exons: 12
Coding region: 631-3903 (1090 amino acids)
Molecular function (GO): protein binding
Source: RefSeq, a predicted model, not a curated record
ACACGUUCGCCAUUUCCCACAGAUCUCAAGGGCUUUUCUGUCCAAAUAUUUUGGUGAUACCCGAAAGGCGUUCCUUCGGCUUCAAUUACUUUGAUUCCAUCUCUGUGCCUUUGAGGGAAGGGGUAUAUUCCCUGAUUCCAUUCUCUGCUUCUUAACGCACAACUCUCCACCCAUUUCUCAGAUUUUUACCAACUUUCAGCUUGUUGCUUACACCAUUAGUUGGAGACUCAUUUAAGGCCCAUGAACUGUGAUGGGAGUUUGUGAAUGGCUGUUGCAACUGGUUUGUGUUCAUAAUACUGGAGGUGAUGAUGAUGGGGGCAUAGCAGUUAACCAUUUUCAAUCAUGCAUCUAAAUGGCUUUCUCUUCAUUUUCUUGAUCAUGAAAUUCAAAAAGUGACUGCAACAUGGACUAGGUUCAAUCAAUGUCUUCAAGGGCCACAUUAGCUUGUUAUCAGUUGGUGUGGACUAAUUUCUUAACAGGAUUUUGGACAAUCUAGCUCUUGAAGUCACCUGGUGAAAAGGCAUAAUCAUUGUUAGCUUAAGUGGCAAGAAGCAAGGAGUCAGCACUGGGAUUUAAGUUAUUAUUUUGUCAAGGUUAGAGAGUAUAUAUUAUUGAGAAAAAUAUAGAUUAAUGGAGGGUUUAGUUCCACCUCCUGGCCAAAAGCAGAAUCAUCAUACAGCUGCUCGCAAAAUUGUAUCAAGUGCAUCUCUGACAGAUCUGUGGCUGCUUGUGCGUGAAGGGUCCUUGGCUGAUGUAGAUUUGGCACUGGUGCAACUGAAGAAGAAUGGAGGUAAUAUCAAUUCAAGGAACAGCUUUGGCCUUACACCUCUUCAUAUUGCGACAUGGAGAAACCACAUUCCCAUUGUUAGGAGGCUACUUGCAGCUGGUGCAGACCCUGAUGCCAGGGAUGGAGAAUCGGGAUGGAGUAGCCUUCAUAGGGCUCUGCAUUUUGGUCACCUUGCUGUGGCAAGUAUUCUUCUUCAGUCUGGUGCAUCUAUUACAUUAGAAGACUCUAGAUCCAGAAUACCGGUGGAUCUCGUUUCUGGGCCUGUGUUUCAGGUUGUUGGCAGUGAACGUGAUUCAGUUGCCACGGAGUUAUUUAGUUGGGGAAGUGGUGUGAACUAUCAACUUGGAACUGGGAACACUCACAUACAAAAGCUACCAUGCAAAGUUGAUUCACUUCAUGGCACUUUCAUUAAAUCGGUUUCUGCCGCAAAGUUCCAUAGUGUUGCAGUCAGUGCUCGUGGAGAAGUCUAUACUUGGGGUUUUGGGAGAGGGGGCCGUCUUGGGCACCCUGAAUUUGAUAUCCACAGUGGUCAAGCUGCAGUUAUCACUCCCCGCCAGGUGACUAUGGGUUUAGGUUCACGCCGGGUAAAGGCAAUUGCAGCAGCUAAACAUCACACUGUUGUUGCAACAGAGGGUGGGGAAGUGUUCACUUGGGGAUCCAAUAGAGAGGGUCAGCUUGGAUACACUUCUGUGGAUACGCAGCCCAUACCUCGACGAGUGAGUUCCCUGAAGUCAAAAAUUGUUGCUGUUGCUGCUGCAAACAAGCACACUGCUGUAAUUUCUGAGUCCGGUGAAGUUUUUACAUGGGGCUGCAAUAAGAAGGGUCAGCUUGGUUAUGGCACCUCUAACUCAGCUUCCAAUUACACUCCAAGAGUGGUUGAAUACUUGAAGGGAAAGGUUCUCAAAGGAGUUGCAGCUGCAAAAUAUCAUACAAUUGUUUUAGGAGCUGAUGGAGAGAUAUUCACUUGGGGUCACCGACUUGUUACUCCAAGACGGGUUGUCAUUGUUAGAAAUUUAAAGAAAAAUGGAAGCACUCCCUUGAAGUUUCACCAGCGGCUUCAUGUGGUUUCCAUAGCUGCAGGGAUGGUCCAUAGCAUGGCUCUUACAGAAGAUGGCGCGAUAUUUUAUUGGGUUUCAUCCGAUCCUGAUCUAAGAUGCCAGCAGGUAUAUUCUCUGUGUGGAAGAACUGUAUCCAGCAUUUCUGCAGGAAAGUACUGGAUUGCUGCAGUCACAGCUACAGGUGAUGUUUAUAUGUGGGAUGGGAAGAAAGAUAAGGAUAAGACACCUGUUGCAACAAGGUUACAUGGUGUAAAGAGGUCUACCUCGGUUUCAGUUGGUGAAACACAUCUUUUGAUUGUUGGUUCUCUCUAUCAUCCUGCCUAUCCUCCCAGUGUGGCCAAGAACCCUCAGAAAGUAAAACCAAAGGUUGGGGACGAAUUAGAAGAAUUAGAUGAAGAUUUUAUGUUUAAUGAUAUGGAGUCUGAUGGAGUCCUAUCUACUGUACAAAAGGAUGAUGCUGGGAAUAGGACCAUACCAAGCUUAAAAAGCCUUUGUGAAAAGGUAGCAGCAGAGUGUCUGGUUGAGCCCCGAAAUGCUGUACAAAUGCUUGAAAUUGCAGAUUCACUGGGAGCAGAUGAUCUGAAGAAGCACUGUGAGGACAUUGCUAUUCGCAACCUGGACUAUAUUUUUACAGUCUCAGCACAUGCUAUUGCAAGUGCAUCACCUGAUGUUCUUGCUAAUCUUGAGAAAUUGUUGGAUUUGAGGUCAUCUGAACCGUGGAGUUAUCGGAGACUCCCAACCCCAACUGCUACUUUUCCUGCUAUUAUUGAUAGUGAAGAGGAGGAUAGUAAGAGUGACUUACUAAGAACUCGUGACAACCACUCAAAGAAACCUGCCUCAAGGGAAGAAAGAGAUCAGAGAUUAGACUGCUUUUUACAACCCAAAGAUGAUCCCAAUCAAGGCACUUUCAAACUUGUUCGAGCUUUAUGGAAAAAGUUGCAGCAGAUUGAGAUGCUUGAAGCAAAGCAAUCCAAUGGGCAUCUUCUCGAUAACCAGCAGAUUGCAAAGCUUCAAACAAAGUCGGCUCUUGAGAUCUCACUUGUUGAACUUGGUGUUCCGUUUGAGAUAAUACAGGCAAAAGCAUCAUCUUCAGUUUUACCAGAUGGAAAAGGGAAUAGAAAGGUGGAGGUAUCAAGAAAACAGAGGAGAAAGAGCAAGCAAGUGGUAGCACAAGUUGAAGCUGUGUCUGUUAAUUGUGGGACUGAUUUAGAAGCCAAUCCUGUAAGGGGUUUCGAUGCUGAAAUCCCACAAGGUUCAGAUCAUAAGUGGGAUGCAGAUUUCCAAGUUCUGACAGAAAAUUGUGUUUCUGAGGAGGGGGAUGCAGAGUUUGAAGGAACUCCGACCAACCAAGUCACUAAGGAGUCCCCUUUCUGCAUACAGAAGAAAGAAAUCUUAGAAUUGCCAAAAUGUAAGAGUUCAACAGCGUUGAAGAAGAAGAACAAGAAGGGUGGGCUUUCUAUGUUUCUGAGUGGUGCUCUUGAUGAUGCUCCUAAAGAUGCUGCUCCUCCACCAACACCCAAAAGUGAAGGCCCUGCAUGGGGAGGUGCAAAAAUUUCCAAGGGACCCACAUCACUUCGUGAAAUCCUGGAUGAGCAGAGCAAAACAAAGGAGAGUCAGCCAACUAGUGGUAAAGAUCAGGUGGAAUACCUUUCUGAUGAUAGAAGCAGUGGGAAGGUCAAAUUGAGUUCAUUUUUACCCUCCAAUCCUAUACCUGUGGUCUCUGCUUGCACACCACAGGUGUCCGAUGGAGAAAAAUGUACACCUCCUUGGGUGUCUUCUGGGACACCACCCUCUCUUUCAAGACCAUCUCUUAGGCACAUCCAAAUGCAGCAGGGUAAAAAACUGCAGACUCUUUCCCACAGCCCAAAGGUAAAAACAGCUGGAUUCUCAAUUGCCACAGGUCAGGGCUCACCAUCAGACUCCACUGGGCCAAACCGCUGGUUCAAACCGGAGGUUGAUACACCCUCAUCAAUCCGUUCGAUUCAGAUUGAGGAAAAGGCAAUGAAGGACCUCAAGCGCUUCUACAGCAGUGUUAAGGUUGUCAAAGACCAUUCUUAGGAAGGCCAUGUGAUAUUGCAUUUUCAGGUAGCGAUUGAGGCUCUCUUCUUUUUUCGUUUUGUUUCAGUCAACUUCUGUAAAUUGACUGUACAGAUGAUAAUUGUACAUUCAGCUCUUUCUAAUUUAUAGGGUAGUUGUCCUUUACUUCAUCUUCUUCUUGCAUCCCUUCUGCGAUGUUUAAAAGAAGUAGGGAUUUUAAGGUUAAUAGAUCUGUUAGCCUGUAGGACUUCACAUGUGAACUUGUAAUUUCUUUAUAAGUUGCAGUCUGCGGUCUCUGGUUUUGAGACAUGAACAGUUUAUGAACCUAGCUCGUCAGCAACAUCAUAAAUAACCAUUUUAUUCUUUUUAAGCA